Molecule: messenger RNA, 1397 nt
Organism: Ziziphus jujuba (common jujube)
Lineage: Eukaryota; Viridiplantae; Streptophyta; Magnoliopsida; Rosales; Rhamnaceae
Product: mitochondrial phosphate carrier protein 3, mitochondrial
Biological process (GO): mitochondrial phosphate ion transmembrane transport
Cellular component (GO): mitochondrial inner membrane
Molecular function (GO): phosphate transmembrane transporter activity
Source: RefSeq, a predicted model, not a curated record
GUCUUCUCACAAGGAGAGAUUGAGGAAAAAAAAAAACACUAGUUAAAAAAGAAAGGUAUUGGCACUCAAGAGAAAGUCGGAAUGGUUUCGUCGGAAAAGUUUUCUCUUCCAAAGUUCCUCUACUCCUCCUCCAUGCCGUCAAAGAGUCCAAUCAUCUCGUCACCGGAGGAGGGGAUCAAGAUGUACUCGCCGGCGUUCUACGCGGCAUGCACGAUCGGAGGGUCAUUAUGCACCGGACCAACACAUACCUCGGUCACUCCUCUUGACGUCGUCAAGUGUAACAUGCAGAUCGACCCGGCAAAGUACAAGGGCAUAAGCUCCGGUUUCGGCAUUAUUGUGAAAGAACAAGGAAUCAAAGGUCUAUUUCGGGGUUGGGCUCCAACAUUGCUGGGUUACAGUGCACAAGGUGCUUGCAAAUACGGCUUCUACGAAUUCUUCAAGAAGUACUACUCCGACCUUGUGGGCCCCGAGUACGCCGCCAAGUACAAGACCUUCGUCUACCUCGCCGGCUCUGCAUCGGCGGAAUCCAUCGCCGCUGCCGCUCUUUGCCCCAUGGAAGCUGUCAAAGUCAGAGUCCAAACCCAGCCUGGUUUCGCCAAAGGUUUGGCCGAUGGCCUUCCCAAGUUGGUCAAGUCCGAAGGUGUUCAUGGAUUGUACAAAGGGAUUGUUCCACUUUGGGGUCGUCAAAUUCCUUAUACGAUGAUGAAGUUUGCAUCUUUUGAGACAAUAGUUGAGCUGCUAUACAAGCAUGCAAUCCCAACUCCGAAGGAGCAAUGCAGCAAUACAUUUCAGCUUGGAGUGAGCUUUGCUGGUGGAUAUUUGGCUGGUAUCUUCUGCUCUGUUAUUUCCCACCCUGCUGACAAUUUAGUCUCCUUUCUCAACAAUUCCAAGGGUGCUACCGUUGGUGAUGCUGUUAAGAAGCUAGGCUUAUGGGGUUUAUGUACCCGUGGCCUUCCUCUUCGUAUUGUGAUGAUCGGAACUCUUACCGGAGCUCAAUGGGGUCUCUAUGAUGCUUUCAAAGUUUCUGUUGGACUGCCAACUAGUGGUGGUAUUACUCCAGCUCCGGCCGCCACCGAUCUUGCAAUUGCCUGAAUUUUUAAGUUGAUGGCUAAUAUACUCCAAUAGUUACAGAAAUGGAAAAUAGGGUAAUUGAUUCAACAUUUUUUUGCCUUGCAAAAGCGACUACUUUAUUCAAGAGAGAUAUGAUUCAAGAAGAUGGUUCUUAUUCUUAUCAUGUCAGUAGGUAUAAUGAGGUUGCGAUAAGGAUCAGAUUUUUUUCCCAAAGAUGGUGUAUGCAAUAAAAAUUUCAUUUUGAAAAUUAGAGUUUUUAUUGUGUAUUAUGUAUUCUACAGAAAAUGAUUUUGAUUUUAAUAAAUUUGGUUAAAAGUUGCUACUUA